GCCGGAGCGGAAGGCUCGGCCAUUUCCUGCCCUGCCCGGCGCCAUCUUGUGCGGAGCCAGCGACGUGCGGAGGCGCAGAGACAGCGAGAGAGCCGCGUCCUCGUCCUCUCCACUGGCACCCCACAGGCUCCUCAUUCCCGCAGCGCGCUCCGUCACGCCGCGCUACGACACUCUGCUGCACAGGCCUUUCUCCCAGCGAUGUCAACCAUGAACCCCGAAUAUGACUACCUGUUCAAACUCCUCCUCAUCGGCGACUCCGGCGUUGGCAAGUCGUGUCUGCUCCUGCGGUUCGCGGAUGACACCUACACAGAAAGUUACAUCAGCACAAUCGGUGUGGACUUCAAGAUCAGAACAAUAGAGCUGGAUGGAAAGACCAUAAAGCUCCAGAUAUGGGACACGGCAGGACAAGAACGUUUCCGCACGAUCACCUCCAGCUAUUAUCGGGGCGCCCACGGCAUCAUUGUGGUGUACGACGUCACGGAUCAGGAGUCCUUCAACAAUGUGAAGCAGUGGCUGCAGGAGAUUGAUCGCUACGCCAGCGAGAACGUCAACAAGUUGCUUGUUGGCAACAAAUGCGACCUCACCACCAAGAAAGUGGUGGACUAUACGACUGCCAAGGAGUUUGCGGAUUCGCUGGAGAUUCCUUUCCUGGAGACGAGUGCCAAGAAUGCCACCAACGUGGAGCAGGCGUUCAUGACCAUGGCAGCAGAGAUCAAGAAGCGCAUGGGGCCCGGGGCCACACAGGCCGGCGCUGGAAAGUCCAACGUCAAAAUCGAGAGCACUCCCGUCAAGACAGGAGGUGGGGGCUGCUGCUAGAGGUGGUGUGAGACUCCCCCCCUCAAACCCCUCCUUCUCUCUCCACUCCCGGCCCUGACCCAACAAGAUGACCACAUGGCCCGGCACGUGCCUCCCCAUGGAGAGUGGCAAGUGGUGGACGGGCUCUUGGGGAGGGCGUUGGACGGGUCGCUCCGCGGACACUCACGUCUCCACCUCGUCCCGGAUGGUUUGUAGUGUCGAUUAUGGCUUGAUUUGGAUUAACUUCAUUUUCUGGCUUUCUCUUCUCUUAAAAGUCAGCUUUUAUGAGGUUGCACUUGCUCUCUGUCCUCCCACCCGAGCCUCUAAACUGCGAUCGUGGCCACACACUAGUUUCAAAUCGGCUGCCCUUUGGUGCCAGAUGUUACUGUCAUGCAGAUUUGUCUCCUCGCACUGCCUGAAAAUGAAGUUAACCUGAAGGCUGUUGAUUGAAUUUUUUUGUCUUGUGUAUUUAAUGAAUAAAUUAGACCAAAACAUGUUAGAUCUGGUUGUGAUUUUUCAGUACGGUCGCUGAUUUUAUUCAAGGUAACAAUGUCCCUAGGAAUGUUUUGCUUUGCGGGAAAGAAUAAAAAAGUUAAUAAAUCUAAAGGCUCUAAUUUGUUAGCGGUUGUAAACCAGUAAUUGAAUACUAGUGUAUUGCACACAAUGUAUUCUGUAUUUGAUUAGUUUAGAGCGCUGUAAAGAACAUUUCCCCUUGUAUAACAUAGAUUACCCCCAGAAGAAGUUAAACCAUGGCUUGUCUGCUGUUGGAGACACUCACCUGUCUUGUCUGUAACCCUGCUGGCUUGCCUCGUUUUGUCUGGGCUCGCCAAUGACUGGAAGUGGUGUUUUCGUUUGUUUAUCAAGUGUAAAUAAAACUGCCUGCUGCGGCCAAGCCACGCUUAUGAGUGCCCCCACAACGCAGUGUGUGCCCCUCCUCCCCAACCUUCCCGAGCCCAAACACGUGUCUCAUGGGAGAAUCGAGUCUACACCGCUGCAGUCACACAUCUAGACAGGCUACGCAACCCGACUGCUGGUGCAGCUGUUUGGAGGUGGUGGGUGGUAGUGGUGGUGAUUAACUGGGAAUGAACGUGUGUGACGGACAAACUAUGCCAGCCGUGCACCCAUUCUCACUGCACCAUUCUGGCCUUUAAAUGCAUAUUGCGCAAGGUUUCAUGCUGUUGUUGCUCUUUCUCGCUCAUUCUUGUGCAAAUCAUUUCAGAAACAAAUAAAGUGUAUACUGUUCAGUUGCUCCUGUUAA
This is a messenger RNA of Lethenteron reissneri (Far Eastern brook lamprey), 2053 nucleotides long. Its product is annotated as ras-related protein Rab-1A-like. Gene Ontology annotation, molecular function: GTPase activity; GTP binding. The record is from RefSeq and is a predicted model, not a curated record. NCBI's taxonomy places the organism in Eukaryota, Metazoa, Chordata, Hyperoartia, Petromyzontiformes, Petromyzontidae.